Molecule: messenger RNA, 945 nt
Organism: Penaeus monodon (black tiger shrimp)
Lineage: Eukaryota; Metazoa; Arthropoda; Malacostraca; Decapoda; Penaeidae
Product: extensin-like
Exons: 3
Coding region: 1-945 (314 amino acids)
Source: RefSeq, a predicted model, not a curated record
AUGUCAGCUUUGCUUUAUUUUUACAGUUUUGAUAUUUUCAACCUUGCUAUAUACUUCUUGGAUACUGAACCCCCUCCCUGCCCCGUCGACCCCUGUGCCCUCCGUCGUCCCGGCCGUCCCCGCCCCGACGGAGGUCUUCGCUCCGCCCCCGCCCUUCGGCCGCCCUCCGCCCGUCCGGCCAUACAGGCCCCGCCCGCGCCCACGCCCGACCUACCACCCUACUACUCUGCCCCCCACAACAACCACCGCGGCCGCCCCCGUGACGCCCCCGGCAACCACCACCACAACCGCCAGACCAGCCACGUACCCGAGGCCUCCCGCCAGGCCCUACCAUACCCCCCGCCCCUCCCCCCGCCCCACGACCAGGCCCACGGCGUACCCGAGGCCCGGCAACAAGUACACCACGAGCUACAGGCCCUUCCACAAGCCGACGUCCUACAAGGCUCCUGCGACCACCACCCGCGCGCCCUACAAGGCCUCCGGACCCUCCUUCGUCUCGUACAACAUCAACCACGCGCCGACGUCCAAGGCCCCGAGGCCGACGCUCGCCGUCCACCACCCCCGUCGCCAGGCUACAAGCCUUACAAGCCCGCCUCACCCAAGCCCUACGGCAGGCCCUCGGCGACCAAGGGGACCUCGACGCCCACCGCCGCCAGCCACAAGCCCUCGGCGCCCACCAAGUCCGUGCUGGCCCCGCUGGCCAUCCCCGUCAAGCAGUCCGGCCUCAUCCUGCCCGAUACGCCCCGCGAGGGCCCCUUCAACGUGUGGGCUCACGGGCCGGGCUCCGAGCACCCCCGCCCGCCGCCCUUCCGCCGCACCCCCCUGGGCGACCCCUCCCUCAAGGCAGAGAGGCGUCAGCGCCUGCAGGUCCCCGACAGCGUGGUGAGGCUUCUCAACUCCCCGCAGCCCGGCUGGGUCGCCAGCCUCGAGCCCGACCGCAGGUAG